Molecule: messenger RNA, 3272 nt
Organism: Nicotiana tabacum (common tobacco)
Lineage: Eukaryota; Viridiplantae; Streptophyta; Magnoliopsida; Solanales; Solanaceae
Product: beta-galactosidase-like
Biological process (GO): carbohydrate metabolic process
Molecular function (GO): carbohydrate binding; hydrolase activity, hydrolyzing O-glycosyl compounds
Source: RefSeq, a predicted model, not a curated record
UAAGUCCCAAGUCCUCAUUUCAUCACACACUCUCUGAACUUUGUUCUUUUAACGCUGUACAAGUAGGAAAAAGUUUAAGAAAAUUUCAGACUAAACACAGCUGUUUUCCUUUCCCGCUCCUAAUGUUUUUCUUUCUAGAUAACAGAGUUAUAGAAUAAAGUAUAGCAAGAAAAGAAGGGAUAAGGUUGGGAAUAAAGGUCAUUUCUUGUAAAGGCACAAGCUUGAGACUUGCGACUGAGUUCUCAAUGCUAAUCAACAUGGUUUCGAGGCUAGUAAUGUCGAAUGUGUUGCUGAUGUUGUUAGUGUUAUUGGGUUCAUGUGUUUUUUCCGGAUUAGCUUCUGUGUCAUAUGACCGAAAUGCUAUAAUUGUAAAUGGCCAAAAAAGAAUUCUUAUUUCUGGAUCUAUUCACUACCCAAGAAGCACCCCUGAGAUGUGGCCGGAUUUAAUUCAGAAGGCGAAAAAAGGAGGCAUAGAUGUGAUUCAGACUUAUGUUUUCUGGAAUGGGCAUGAGCCUGAACAAGGCAAAUAUUACUUUGAAGAGAGAUAUGAUCUAGUGAAGUUUAUUAAGCUAGUGCACCAAGCAGGACUUUAUGUGCAUCUCAGAGUUGGACCUUACGCUUGUGCUGAAUGGAAUUUUGGGGGUUUCCCUGUUUGGCUGAAGUAUGUUCCAGGUAUCAGUUUCAGAACAGAUAAUGGGCCUUUCAAGGCUGCAAUGCAAAAAUUCACUACCAAGAUUGUUAAUAUGAUGAAAGCAGAACGGCUGUACGAAUCUCAGGGUGGUCCUAUAAUACUAUCACAGAUUGAGAAUGAAUAUGGGCCAAUAGAGUUGAGACUAGGUGAAGCAGGUAAAUCUUACUCAGAAUGGGCAGCAAAAAUGGCGUUGGAUCUUGGGACAGGUGUCCCAUGGGUCAUGUGCAAGCAAAAUGAUGCUCCAGAUCCUGUCAUAAAUACUUGCAAUGGUUUCUACUGCGACACCUUCUCACCAAACAAGGCUUAUAAACCCAAGAUGUGGACAGAAGCCUGGACUGCAUGGUUCACUGAAUUUGGAGGUCCAGUUCCUUAUCGUCCUGUUGAGGACUUAGCAUUUGGUGUUGCUAAAUUUAUACAGACUGGGGGCUCAUUCAUCAAUUACUACAUGUAUCAUGGAGGAACAAACUUUGGUAGGACUGCUGGUGGCCCAUUUAUUGCUACUAGUUAUGAUUAUGAUGCACCACUUGAUGAAUUUGGAUUGUUACGGCAACCUAAGUGGGGUCAUCUGAAAGAUCUGCAUAGAGCAAUAAAGCUUUGUGAACCAGCUUUGGUAUCUGGCGAUCCAACUGUGACAUCCCUUGGACACUAUCAAGAGGCCCGUGUUUUUAGGUCGAAGUCUGGGGCGUGUGCUGCAUUCCUUGCAAACUACAACCAACAUUCUUUUGCUACAGUGGCCUUCGCGAACAGGCAUUAUAACUUACCACCCUGGUCUAUCAGCAUUCUACCCGACUGCAAGAACACCGUAUAUAAUACUGCAAGGGUUGGUGCUCAAAGUGCUCUGAUGAAGAUGACUCCAGUAAAUAGGGGAUUUUCUUGGCAGUCAUACAAUGAUGAGCCAGCAUCUUAUGAAGACAAUACUUUCACGGUUGUUGGGUUACUGGAACAGAUAAAUACCACAAGAGAUGUGUCGGAUUAUUUGUGGUAUAUGACCGAUGUCAAGAUUGAUCCAAGAGAAGGGUUUUUGAGUAGCGGAAAAUGGCCUUGGCUUAGAGUCUCUUCAGCUGGUCCUGCUUUGCAUGUUUUCGUGAAUGAUCAAUUAGCAGGAACUGUAUAUGGAAGUCUAAAAAGCCAGAAACUUACUUUCAAUAAAGCAGUAAAUCUGAGAGCUGGUGUAAACAAGAUUUCUCUGCUAAGCAUUGCUGUUGGUCUUCCGAAUAUUGGCCCACAUUUUGAGACAUGGAACACUGGUGUUCUUGGGCCAGUUUCACUCAGUGGUCUUGACGAGGGCAAAAGAGAUUUAACAUGGCAGAAAUGGUCUUACAAGGUUGGUCUAAAAGGAGAAGCCUUGAAUCUUCAUUCGCUCAGUGGCAGCUCGUCUGUUGAGUGGGUUGAAGGCUCUUUGGUGGCUCAGAGACAGCCUCUCACCUGGCUCAAGACCACUUUCAAUGCUCCAGCUGGAAAUGAGCCUUUGGCUUUAGAUAUGAAUGCCAUGGGCAAAGGUCAAGUGUGGAUAAACGGACAAAGUCUUGGACGAUACUGGCCUGGAUAUAAAGCAUCUGGUACGUGUGGUGCCUGUAACUAUGCAGGUUUCUUUAGUGAGGAUAAGUGCCAAAGUAACUGUGGAGAGGCCUCACAGAGAUGGUAUCACGUGCCACGUUCUUGGCUGCAUCCUACUGGAAACUUGUUAGUUGUAUUUGAAGAAUGGGGAGGGGAUCCCAAUGCGAUUUCUUUGGUCAAGAGAGAAUUAGCAAGUGUCUGCGCAGAUAUAAAUGAAUGGCAACCACAGUUAGUGAAUUGGCAGAUGCAAGCAUCUGGGAAAGUUGACAAACCACUCAGGCCUAGAGCGCACUUAAGUUGUGCUCCUGGUCAAAAGAUUACUUCAAUCAAAUUUGCAAGUUUUGGAUCACCACAGGGGGUUUGUGGAAGCUUCAGGGAAGGAAGCUGCCAUGCCCACCACUCAUAUGAUGCUUUUGAAAAGUAUUGCAUCGGGCAAGAGUCGUGCACAGUACCUGUGACGCCAGAAAUUUUUGGUGGUGAUCCAUGUCCAGGUGUUAUGAAGAAACUCUCAGUCGAAGCUAUCUGCAGUUGAUGAUACUGAGGAUAAACAAACAAACAAGGUUUCAGCUAGUACUAUUAUACACGAUAGCAAUAGUUAAGUAUUCUUUUUCUGAAUUAUUUCAAGAAGCUACUUCACAUCCAAGGAUCACCAAAAUCAUUUUUUGGCUUCACUGAGGGUGAAGUUGUACAGAUAUGCAACACAUCCAAAAGGUCAAAGCUCAUAUUUAUUGAAAAACUACGGGGGAAGAUUCUGUACAUUGUAUAAGUUACUGUCAGAUUGGUUGGUGUACGCCUGUGUUCUGUAAAACAAGAGUUUGAGUUGGUCCAAGUGCACAUCUACAUGAUUCUUGAUGUGGCCGUGUGCAGUAUUUUUAGUGGUAGAAUCUAUAAGCCCUUUUCAGUUGAGGGAUUUCAAUAUUGUAUUUAUCUACGUAAGAAAGCAAUUAUUCAUUGCUCUGCACUAGUAGCAAUGUUACUGUGACGUUGCAAUAACAUCAAGCUCUCUUUUAAGAUGUUUUCUCUA